Messenger RNA from Fusarium tjaetaba, 1323 nucleotides. RefSeq names its product arabinosidase. The coding region runs from base 1 to 1323 and encodes 440 amino acids. The transcript has a single exon. Lineage: Eukaryota; Fungi; Ascomycota; Sordariomycetes; Hypocreales; Nectriaceae. The record is from RefSeq and is a predicted model, not a curated record.
AUGCGUUAUCCGAAGAACAUGGCUCUCCACGUCACCAACAUCCGAAACGCUUUAGUACUCACAAGUCUCCUCGCAUCUUGCUUGUGCAUUACCAUUGAUGCAUCUGGGCCUGGCACAAAGGUACUAGACGCCAUUGUUAUCCCUAAUGCCGAUAAUGUGCGUGGCUAUCUGCAUCUCCCAACUGAACUCCCGGCGUACCCAGGUGUAAGCAUACAUUGGAAAUCGUCCCAUCCAGAUGUGGUGUCAGAUAAACCUCGUGGUAGAAUUGCUGCGGGUGUCGUCAAGAGACCGCCCGUUGGCUCUCAUGCUGCCACGGUUCAUUUGACUGCUUGCCUCGAAGGUGGCGGCUCUCGGCCGCUUUGUCGCCAAUUCCCGGUCAGGGUGCAACCAUCCGUCGACCUUGCCCAGUUCUCCCGUUACGCCAUGACAAACUUUGCAAGGUCAAAUUCCUACAUAGGUCAGCAAGUCUACUUCGCAACGAGCGUGGGCAACAAUCCGACAGCCUGGGUGGCCACCAAUAAUGGUAAAGCUGUCCUCAACUCUACCAAAGGUAUGCAUGGCACCCGAGAUCCCGUGGUUGUACGCAUACCAGAGGGCGAUAGAUUCUUCCUCAUUGCGACUGAUCUCAAUGUUGACGCGGUGGAGAAUGGAUGGAAGGGCUGGGACUGGGCUCAGAGUGGUGCGAGUCGCUACAUUGAGGUCUGGGAAUCCGAUGACCUGCGAAACUGGUCCCAACAACGACAUGUCCUUGUGUCGCCGGAGGAAGCGGGAAUGACAUAUGCGCCAGAGGCUAUCUGGGAUCCCGAAAUCGGGGAAUCUGUUGUCUUUUGGACUUCGAGCAUGUAUCCAAAAGGGACGCACUACUCCAGUGAUAAAAGCGAUCCCGAUGGACGUUAUCCGUUGACCGGAGGACAAACGCUGUAUUCAACGACUCGGGAUUUCAUCACUUUUAGCCCUGCAAAAGUGAUGACAGCGCGAACUGGCCACGGGACGCAGGAUCCGGUCAUAAUUCCAGACGGCAAAGGAUUCUACCAACGCAUAGUUUCCGACCGCAAUUCCACAGGAGUAAACCUUACUUGGUAUGGACUGCCAUGUGAUUCAGAAGAUCUCUACCAAGAGAGAGCACGAUCCAUCCUCGCACAGCCAGAUGAAUGGGAGCUCGUUGCAACAUGCAUCACCCAUCGCACAAUGAACACCACGUACGCCGAGGGUCCACUUGUCUUCGAAGCAAACCUCCAUGAUUCUCGGGGUAAAGGUUACUACAUGUACGCAGACCAAAAAUGGGCUGGCUCACCUUCAGGAGAAUUCAUGGAAGAGCAGUAG